Oncorhynchus keta (chum salmon) is the source of this 6319-nucleotide messenger RNA. RefSeq names its product serine/threonine-protein kinase Nek7-like. The transcript has 13 exons. Bases 535 to 1449 code for a protein of 304 amino acids. Gene Ontology annotation, biological process: protein phosphorylation. The record is from RefSeq and is a predicted model, not a curated record. NCBI's taxonomy places the organism in Eukaryota, Metazoa, Chordata, Actinopteri, Salmoniformes, Salmonidae. Gene Ontology annotation, molecular function: ATP binding; protein kinase activity.
GAAACACAGAUGUUAUUUGAAGACGUUCUAAAAUCCGCUAUGGGAAAAAUGAAUGGGGAAAAAACCAUUGGAACCAUUUCCGUAUUUGACCGCUAGGUUUUAUGGGCAUUGUGAUUUAUAUUGCGGUACUCCAUAGGCUACUACUUCUGAUACCUGUAAAUCUACCCUUAAAGAUCACUGAAAAUAAAAAAUAUCUACUUUCGUUUCACCCCAGUGGUAUUUGACAGUUCCCCUCAAUUCUCUGACGUUUACCCCGCCCCAUCAAUCCUGGGUUGUUUACAAUACUGCCACAGGCCAGGAAUGGUAAAGGGGCUGACGGACUCUUUUGGAACAUACCUCGUCAACUAGCUACUUUUACGAUAGAGGUCGUCUCUGAAAAGUAUUAGCGCACAGGGAAAGGUGCCACGCAAGAGCGGCCCGGCAACUCGACUGCAGCACGACCUUGGAUUGGAAAAGUAAGCACCUUCGCCACCCGAAAAUAACAGUUGCGAGGCUCCCACUUCCUGGGGUGUGAGGGAUUGAUCUCCUGUCACCAUGGACAUGGACACCCAGCCACAAGGCCAGCAGGCAGCAGUACCCGUGUUCCAGCCUCAGAAGCCGCUUCAGCCGGACAUGGGCCACAACUCUCUGGCUAACUUCCAGAUUGAGAAGAAGAUUGGGCGGGGCCAGUUCAGUGAGGUGUACCGGGCCAGGUACCUGAUGGACAACACCUCCAUGGCCCUCAAGAAGGUUCAGAUAUUCGACUUGAUGGAUGCCAAAGCUCGGCAAGAUUGCAUCAAAGAAAUAGAUCUCCUAAAGCAACUGAACCACCCAAACGUGAUCAAGUACCAUGCAUCAUUUAUUGAGGAGAAUGAGCUGAACAUUGUGUUGGAGCUGGCCGAUGCUGGUGACCUCUCCCGGAUGAUCAAGCACUUCAAGAAGCAGCGAAGGUUAAUUCCAGAGAGGACAGUGUGGAAGUACUUUGUCCAGCUGUGCAGUGCGCUGGAACACAUGCACUCCCGACGGGUCAUGCACAGAGAUAUAAAGCCAGCUAAUGUGUUCAUAACAGCCACAGGAGUGGUGAAGCUGGGAGAUCUGGGACUAGGACGAUUCUUCAGCUCUAAAACCACCGCUGCCCAUUCUUUAGUCGGGACCCCGUACUACAUGUCUCCAGAGAGAAUACAUGAAAACGGAUACAACUUCAAAUCUGACAUCUGGUCUCUAGGCUGCCUGCUCUACGAGAUGGCAGCUCUCCAGAGCCCGUUCUAUGGCGAUAAGAUGAACCUGUACUCUCUGUGUAAGAAGAUAGAGCAGUGUGACUACCCUCCGCUCCCUUCCGACCACUACUCUGAAGAGCUGAGGAAGGUGGUAGAUAUGUGUAUUAACCCCGACCCAGAGAAGAGGCCGGACAUCAUGUAUGUGUAUGACGUCGCCAAACACAUGCACGGCCAGACGCAGCAGGGCAGCUAAGUCUACACCUGAGGAUACAAUACAACCCGCAUCUCUUUCUCUCUUCCCUCCUCCUUUCAUCCCUCGCUUCCACAUAAGGACAGGCAGACACCAAUCUCGUCUUUCACACAAUCAUGUAUUGAGAAGUUCUGCAAAAAAAAAAGUUAUGUAAUGUAGGUGUUUUGUUUAAGAGAAGGGGGUUAUUUACAGUGCAUUCGUAAAGUAUUCAGACCCCUUCACUUUUUCCACAUUUUGCUACUUUACAGCCUUAUCCUAAAAUGGAUUAAAUGUUUUUUCCCCUCAUCAAUCUACACACAAUACCCCAUAAUGACAUACAGUUGAAGUCGGAAGUUUACAUACACCUUAUCCAAGUACAUUUAAACUCAGUUUUUCACAAUUCCUGACAUUUAACUAGAGUAAAAAUGCCCUGUCUUAGGUCAGUUAGGAUCACCACUUUAUUUUAACAAUGUGAAAUGUCAGAAUAAUAGUAGAAAGAAUGAUUUAUUUCAGCUUUCAUUUCUUUCAUCACAUUCCCAGUGGGUCAGACGUUUACAUACACUCAAUUAGUAUUUGCUAGCAUUGCCUUUUGAAUGGUUUAACUUGGGUCAAACGUUUUGGGUAGCCUUCCACAAGCUUCCCACAAUAAGUUUGGUGAAUUUUGGCUCAUUCCUCCUGACAGAGCUGGUGUAACUGAGUCGGGUUUGUAGGCCUCCUUGCUCACACACGCUUUUUCAGUUCUGCCCGCAAAUUUUCUAUGGGAUUGAGGUCAGGGCUUUGUGAUGGCCACUCUAAUACCUUGACGUUGUUGUCCUUACGCUAUUUUGCCAUGACUUUGGAAGUAUGCUUGGGGUCAUUGUCCAUUUGGAAGAUCCAUUUGCGACCAAGCUUUGACUUCCUGACUGAUGUCUUGAAAUGUUGCUUUAAUAUAUCUGCAUAUUUUUCCUUCCUCAUGUUGCCAUCUAUUUUGUGAAGUACACCAGUUCCUCCUGCAGCAAAGCACCCCCAACAACAUGAUGCUACCACCCCUGUGCGUCCUGUGCUUCACGGUUGGGGAUGGUAUUCUUUGGCUUGCAAGCCUCACCCUUUUUCCUCCUAACAUAACGAUGGUCAUUAUGGCCAAACAGUUCUAUUUUUGUUUCAUCAGACCAGAGGACAUUUCUCCAAAAAGUACAGUCUUUGUCCCCAUGUGCAGUUGCAAACCAUAGUCUGGCUUUUUUUAUGGCGGUUUUGGAGCAGUGGCUUCUUCCUUGUCGAACGUCCUUUCAGGUUAUGUCGAUAUAGGAUUCGUUUUACUGUGGAUAUAGAUAAUUUUGUACCUGUUUCCUCCAGCAUCUUCACAAGGUCUUUUGCUGCGGGCCGAACAAGCCGCCCUUAACAUCAACGGGGCUGUAGUGGAGCGGGAAGAGUUUCAAGUUGGUCCAAACAGACCAAGACAGUCGUGAAAAGGGCACGACAAAACCUUUUCCCUCUCAGGAGACUGAAAAGAUUCGGCAUGGGUCCCCAGAUUCUCAAAAAGUUCUACGGCUGCACCAUUGAGAGCAUCCUGACCGGUUGCAUCACCGCCUGGUAUGACAACUUGCUCGGGCAUCUCACCGUAAGGUGCUACAGAUGGUAGUGCGUACGGCCCAGUAUAUCACUGGGGCCAAGAUUCCUGCCAUCCAGGACCUAUAUAAUAGGCAGUCACUCAAGUCAUAGACUGUUUUCUCUGCUACCGCACGUCAAGCGUUAACGGAGCGCCAUGUCUCGGACCAAAAGGCUCUUCAACAGCUUCUACCCCUAAGCCAUAAGACUGCUGAAAAAAUAAUCAAAUAGCCACCGUACUAUUACAUUGACCCAUUUGUUUUGUACACUGCUGCUAUUCGCUGUUUAUUAUCUAUGCAAAGUCACUUCACCCUUACCUACAUGUACAAAUGACCUCAACUAACCUGUACCACCACACACAGACUCUGUACCGGUACCCCCUGUAUAUAGCCUCGUUAUUGUGUUACUUUUUGUUAUUCUUUUAUUUUAUUUUUUAACUGUUCUUGAACUGCACUGUUGGUUAAGGGCUUGUAAGUAAGCAUUUCACGGUAAGUUCUACACUUGUUGUUUUCAGCUCAUUGAUUUGAUUUGAAGUCCGGCCUCUGGCUGGGUCACUCAAGGACAUUGAGACUUGUCCCGAGACCACUCCUGAGUUGUCUUGGCUGUGUGCUUAGGUUCGUUGUCCUGUUGGAAGGUGAACCUUCACCCAUCUGAGGUCCUGAGCGCUCUGGAGCAGGUUUUCAUCAAGGAUCUCUCUCAUCAAGGAUCUCUUGCUCCUUUCAUCUUUCCCUCAAUCCUGACUGGUCUCCCAGUCCCUCCCUCUGAACAACAUCCCACAGCAUGAUGCUGCCACCACCGUGCUUCACCAUAGGGAUGGUAUUGGCCAGGUGAUGAGCGGUGCCUGGUUUCCUCAAGACGUAACAUUUGGCAUUCAGGCCAAAGAGUUCAUUCUUGGUUUCAUCAGACCAGAAAAUCUUGUUUCUUAUGGUCCGAGUCCUUUAGGUGUCUUUUGUCAAACUCCAAGUGGGCUGUCAUGCACCUUUUACUGGGGAGUGGAUUCGAUCUGGCCUCUCUACCAUGAAGGCCUGAUUGGUGGAGUGCUGUAGAGAAGGUACUCCCAUUUCCACAGAGUGAACUUCGGGUUCUUGGUCACCUCCCUGACCAAGGCCCUUCUAUCCCGAUUGGGUGGCCAGCUCUAGGUAGAGUCUUGGUGGUUCCAAGAUUCUUCCAUUUGAGAAUGAUGGAGGCCACUUUGUUCUUGGGGACCUUUAAUGCUGCAGAAAUGUGUUGGUACCCUUCCCCAGAUCUGUGCCUCGACACAAUCCUGUCUCGGUGCUCUACCGAUAACUCUUUCUACCUCCUGGCUAGGUUUUUGCUCUGACAUGCACUGUCAACUGUGGGACCUUAUAUAGACAAGUGUGUGCAUUUCCAAAUCAUGUCCAAUCAAUUUCAUUUACCACGGGUAGAGUCCAAUCAAGUUGUAGGAACAAAUCAAGGAUGAUCAAUGGAAACAGGAUGCACCUGAGCUCAAUUUCGAGUCUCACAGUAAAGGGUCUGAAUACUUAUGUAAAGGUAUUUCCGUUUUUUAUUUUGUCUAAAAACCUGGUUUUGCUUUGUCAUUAUUGUGUGUAGAUUGGGGAAGGAAAAAAAUGGUAUACAUUUUAUAAUAAAAUAAAAAGCUAAUACAACAGGGGAAACGCUUAGUUUACAACAGGGGAAACGCUUAUUUUACAACAGGGGAAACACUUAGUUUACAACAGGGGAAACGCUUAGUUUACAACAGGGGAAACGCUUAGUUUACAACAGGGGAAACGCUUAGUUUACAACAGGUGAAACGCUUAGUUUACAACAGGUGAAACGCUUAGUUUACAACAGGGGAAACGCUUAGUUUACAACAGGUGAAACGCUUAGUUUACAACAGGUGAAACGCUUAGUUUACAACAGGUGAAACGCUUAGUUUACAACAGGGGAAACGCUUAGUUUACAACAGGUGAAACGCUUAGUUUACAACAGGUGAAACGCUUAGUUUACAACAGGGGAAACGCUUAGUUUACAACAGGGGAAACGCUUAGUUUACAACAGGUGAAACGCUUAGUUUACAACAGGGGAAACGCUUAGUUUACAACAGGGGAAACGCUUAGUUUACAACAGGGGAAACGCUUAGUUUACAACAGGGGAAACGCUUAGUUUACAACAGGGGAAACGCUUAGUUUACAACAGGUGAAACGCUUAGUUUACAACAGGGGAAACGCUUAGUUUACAACAGGGGAAACGCUUAGUUUACAACAGGUGAAACGCUUAGUUUACAACAGGGGAAACGCUUAGUUUACAACAGGGGAAACGCUUAGUUUACAACAGGUGAAACGCUUAGUUUACAACAGGUGAAACGCUUAGUUUACAACAGGUGAAACGCUUAGUUUACAACAGGUGAAACGCUUAGUUUACAACAGGUGAAACGCUUAGUUUACAACAGGGGAAACGCUUAGUUUACAACAGGGGAAACGCUUAGUUUACAACAGGGGAAACGCUUAGUUUACAACAGGUGAAACGCUUAGUUUACAACAGGUGAAACGCUUAGUUUACAACAGGGGAAACGCUUAGUUUACAACAGGUGAAACGCUUAGUUUACAACAGGUGAAACGCUUAGUUUACAACAGGGGAAACGCUUAGUUUACAACAGGGGAAACGCUUAGUUUACAACAGGUGAAACGCUUAGUUUACAACAGGUGAAACGCUUAGUUUACAACAGGGGAAACGCUUAGUUUACAACAGGGGAAACGCUUCGUUUACAACAGGUUACUGUGAAACGCUUAGUUACAAGCCCUUAACCAACAAUGCAGUUCAAGAAAUAGUUAAGAAAAUAUUUAGUAAAAAAUGUAAUAAAAAGUCAAAUGACAAUAACGAGGCUGUAUACAGGGGGUACCGAGUCAAUGUGCAGGGGUACAGGCUAGUCAAGGUAAUUUGUACAUGUAGUUAGGGGUAAAGUGGCUAUGCAUAGAUAAUAAACAGCAUGACACUGUAACGUAACAAAAUGUAGAAUAAGUGAAGAGGUCUGAAUACUUUCCGAAUGCACUGUGUCCCAGAUAUAUCCUCUUUCUGUUCCUGUUGUGUUUAAAGAUUGCUGCGGUUAAGAAACGUACAAUGUUUCUGUUGUACCCUCCUGGCCCUGCCCUGGGGUGAUGGAGGACUUUCAGAGGAUUAGGAUCUCAAUUUAGGAUUCAACAUUAAGUAGUCUGCUGACACCUGUGUUACUGAUGUAUUUUGAUAAAUAUCAAUGAAUAUGUACUAUAUACACACACACACACACACACACACACACACACACACACACACACACACACACACACACACACACACACACACACACACA